Molecule: messenger RNA, 741 nt
Organism: Aureobasidium musti
Lineage: Eukaryota; Fungi; Ascomycota; Dothideomycetes; Dothideales; Saccotheciaceae
Source: the annotation of a GenBank genome assembly
AUGACUACCGCCCAUCGUCCCACCUUCGAUCCCGCCCGCGGCAAAGACGCCCUUCGCGGUCCUGGAUACCACCAACGCCUGCUGCCCGCCCACAAAACCCUCAAAUUCCGACAAGCAACCCAAGGAACCACCGACGAGCACUCUGCCCGCGACCUCCGCGCCGAACUGCUACGCGCCGAACGCCGCCACUUUGCCAAAAAGGAAGGACGCGAAUUAUCUCCCGAGGAAGAAGAAGAGGAGGAAGCAGCAAAACCACAAUUGGCACUGGAGCAAGGCAACAAUCUUAAGCGUGAUUUGGAGAAUGGGGAAGAGGGAGGCCAAGACGAGGAAGACUAUGAAACUAAGCGAAGGAGAGUGUUGGAAGAGACGCGUGAUGUGGAUGCCGAUUCAGAUGAUGGGUCAGAAGAAGACUCUGACUCCUCGCACGACGAAGACGAUGAUGAUGAUGAUGAAGCAGAGUUGAUGCGCGAGUUGGCAAAGAUCAAGGCCGAACGUGCAGAAGCUGCUGCAAGAGAAGCUGCAGAACAAGCCGCGAAAGAGGAAGAACAGCAGAUGCGAGAUAUCGCUACUGGAAAUCCGCUUCUUAACAAGGGAGCAUACGACGUCAAGCGAAGAUGGGACGACGAUGUUGUCUUCAAAAACCAGGCCAGAGGAACAGAAGACAAGAAGGGCAAGGAGUUCGUCAACGACCUGCUGAGAUCAGACUUCCACAGACGUUUCAUGAGCAAAUACGUCCGUUAG